This is a messenger RNA of Encephalitozoon intestinalis ATCC 50506, 1248 nucleotides long. RefSeq lists its product as uncharacterized. The transcript has a single exon. Bases 1 to 1248 code for a protein of 415 amino acids. NCBI's taxonomy places the organism in Eukaryota, Fungi, Microsporidia, Unikaryonidae. Gene Ontology annotation, molecular function: protein binding. The record is from RefSeq and is a predicted model, not a curated record.
AUGGGAGAGAAAUACAAACUAUCAUCAUUAGGGAGCGACGAUAAGGUGCGGAGCAUUGCAUUUACCAAUGAGACAGAGAUAACAAUAGGGAGCGGGCUAGAUGCAGAUGUACGGCUGCAACAGCCAUCGGUGGAGGAAAACCAUGUGAUGGUGUACUUUGAGCAAAUGAAGAUCCGGGUGCUUGGGAACAAUGUGUUUUUGAACGAGGAGGCUCUUGAGAAGGAAUCUGUAUAUGGCUUCGGAUUUGGAGAUGUUCUAAGGAUAAACAGAUACAGGUUUAUGUUUUCUUUGACGGAGCCUGGGGACUUUGUAGACGAGGACAAGAUCAUUAGAAGGCCUACGAUGGAACUGAGCUACCUGAAUGGAGAGGGGAGAGAAAGACCCUGUUUAGAAUUUGAAAAGAAGGAGAAGACCCUAGGAGGAGAGUCUGAAAAGAACGAGGGGAUUGGAGAAGCGGUUAUUUCGAUUGCACUGAAUAAGGUAGCGGGAGUGAACAUCUCACUAUGCAAGGGAGAAGAUGGAGAAGGGGUAUCAUGUGUGAAGCAGGCUAUUGAGGAGCAGAAGGAGGUUCUUAAUAAGGAGAUCAAGGAAUCGAUUGAGAUAUCUGUUGUUGACACGCCUGUUCUUCCAUCGAUGGGCCGGAAGAACUCAAGAGACCUUGGAGAGGUGAUGAUAGAGAAGGAGAUUCUGGACACAGCAGAAAAGGUGGUUGAUGAGAAGAUGAGGAAUGAGAAUGGGGUUAUAGAAGAGGGUCUUGACGAGUUGAAACAGAAUGUCAAGGAUAAUAUCAAGGAGGAAUUGCGAGAAGAUCUGAAGAGAGAGUUUAUGGGAGAUGUCAAAGAAGACAUUAGGGAAGAGGUUAAGGAAGUGUUAUCAUCGAGUGACAUAAAAAAUGCAAUAGCUAGUGAUGUUAUAAGCCGGAUUGAACUAGAAAGGGAAGUGAAUAAGGAAGAGGAACGGGGUAUCGUAGGAGAAGAAAAGAAGGAAGACGAGGAAAGAAAAGAAGAUACAGAAGGGAAGGGAGUAGGAAGGAAAAAGAGAUCGAGUGCGAUGAGACUCCUGGAAAGGGGGAGCGAAGAGAAUGAUACUGUACAACCCAGAAAAGCUUCGAUUAGAGGAAGAAAGCGGGUUUCUGAGUCCUCGCCAAGAGUGAGUAAGAAAAGGAAAGGCACCAAGAAGGCCAAGGAAAAGACAGAGGAUGAGGGUCCUGAGCCCGACAAGACCAAGAAGAAUGUGAAUGAGGAAUAA